This is a messenger RNA of Liolophura sinensis, 625 nucleotides long. RefSeq names its product large ribosomal subunit protein uL5. Gene Ontology annotation, biological process: translation. NCBI's taxonomy places the organism in Eukaryota, Metazoa, Mollusca, Polyplacophora, Chitonida, Chitonidae. Gene Ontology annotation, cellular component: ribosome. Gene Ontology annotation, molecular function: structural constituent of ribosome. Bases 46 to 549 code for a protein of 167 amino acids. The record is from RefSeq and is a predicted model, not a curated record. The transcript is spliced from 5 exons.
UAAAUAUUUCAGGAACAAAAGGACCCUAAGGGGAAGCAUAACCCAAUGAAGGACCUUAGGAUCCGUAAGCUCUGUCUUAACAUCUGUGUGGGGGAGUCGGGUGACAGACUGACCCGAGCAGCCAAGGUGCUGGAGCAACUCACUGGACAACAACCAGUCUUCUCUAAAGCUCGUUAUACCGUGCGAUCAUUUGGUAUCCGUAGAAACGAGAAGAUCGCAGUCCACUGUACGGUCCGCGGGGCGAAGGCUGAGGAAAUCCUGGAGCGAGGCUUGAAGGUGCGGGAGUACGAGUUGAAAAAAGGCAACUUUUCCGAUACAGGAAACUUUGGCUUCGGCAUCCAGGAACACAUUGACUUGGGAAUCAAGUAUGACCCUGGUAUUGGAAUCUACGGGAUGGAUUUCUACGUUGUUUUAGGACGACCAGGCUUUAACAUCUCGCAAAGAAGGCGGAGGAAGAGCACAAUUGGAGCCAAACACAGAGUCAAUAAAGAGGAGUCCAUGAAAUGGUUCCAACAAAAGUACGAUGGAAUCAUUCUGCCUGGGAAGUAAACCAACACGGAAAAAAAAAUUAAUUUCGAUGUAAAAACAAGUUUCCUCAAUAAUAAACUGUACGCCUGGGAAAGAA